AUGCGAUUACGCCUUCCGAAAUUUGGGAAAGCAGAGGAAGAUACAGAGGACAUGAAAGAGCCCAUGGACAGAACGCGAUGGUGGGAACUCACCUUCUCCAUCAGAGGUUUCGAGAAUGUCACCGUUGAGACCCUCAAGCUUUUCUGGACGGUGUCGCUGGGGAGCGAGAAUCCCAAGAAGCACCGAAAUCGAGUGCGUUUGCAAACAAAGUUUUCUUCAAUUUUCACCUUGGAGAAAGGCAAAGUCUUUACUGCAGACAACCCAAUACUUAUGUACGAGCGGAAGACGUUUGCAUUGUCCUACAAGGAGUUGGACAAGCAUGUGGUGAAGGUCGACAUGUGGAGAGUGUCUUGUUGGACCUUCAACGAAUACUUCGGCUUGAAGAAGCAGAAACUUUCUUUGAUUGCGAAUCGUGACCCGAACAUGGAGCUCCGCAUUCUCAGAAAGCUCUCCCGCAAACAGAUGGCUGACAAAAAGAAGGCCAAAUCAGUGGCUGAUGUGGCGCUGUACAGAUGCACCGUCAACCUCGAAGAGAUUUUCGACUUUGAUUUGUUUUGUGAGAACUGGACGUUGGAGCUUAGCCAUGCAAGUCCAGAGUACAAGAAGAUGAAAGAAGAGCGCAAGCGCUUGACGUUUACCAUGCCGCGGGAUCGCCGAACGCUGCCUGGACAGCGACGAUAUCUUGGCAUGGGAGCUGCGUCGCAGACCGUGGAAUGGAACCAGCAAGAUGGCCGCUUCUUUUGGCCGAACUGCGGAAAGUUCGUUUUUCGAGGUACGAGGACGCACUUGCAGAACUCUUACUUCAUUGUUUCCGUCCUGACUGGAAAACCACCGGCAUUUCUCGCGGACAAUGCGACCGUGCAGAAGCUUGAGAAGCACGCACCUGCACAACCGCACCGGGUGCUUGGUCGAUGUCUCCUCAACUUGACUUCAGUUCUGGAUAUGUCAGUGUUCCAAGGGAAGGUCAAGCGGUUCAUUGCUGAUCACGAUCGCUAUAUUGUCGGUGAUAUCAAUGGCAAUGUCAAGUGCAUACUGCGUUCCAAGGGCAUGAAGGAGCCUGAACUGGACUUUCGCACCAAUCGACCCGAGCAGUUGAAAACUGCCACGACUGUGUCUCACUUGAACCGGUAUGAAAGAUACUUGGUUGUGCGCAUAAAGAAAUGUGAAGCUUUGCCUGUGGCGGACUUUGACACAAGCAGCUCAGAUCCGUACCUGCGCUGCACCUGGGACAACAUGGUGAUGCUCUCGCCGGUCGUCAAGCAAUCGCUUCGUCCUGUGUUCAACCAAAGCUUUUACUUCCCUGUGAGGGUGGUGUUCCCUGAAAUGCGGAUGGGUUCCAAGGCAGAGAAGAAGCACCAGGAUACAAUCCUCAAGUACGAGCUGACCAGCAAGGGCUUUGUGCAAAUCCAGGUUUGGGAUGACGACGUGACUUCGGCAGAUUGCUUGGGUGGAUGUCAGGUGACACUAGGAGACAUACUGAAUGUCCGUGCAACACAGAAGCGCACCUUGCUCGGCCCGUUGAAGACAGAGAAGAGGGACGAAGAAGAGGAGGAGAAUGAGCUGGAAGAGAAGCAAGAGCGACACAACCAAUGGUACGAGGAGCCGAAGUCGGUGCGGGUGUACGACGGCAGCAAAACGGCAUUGGGUCAAUCAGCCUUGGCCAACAAGGAUGCGGCCCUAAUCCACUUCGAAGCAUAUUUUUAUCCGGACUGGGCGGAAACUCUUCGAUUUGAAGAUGAAGUGCAGGAAGCUGACGCGGAGUCUGUUUGGGCGAAGAAGGAGGAGGAAUGGACCAACAAGAACAGGCAAAAUGCGGAAGACUAUGCGCUGCCUUUCCCGGAUUCCAUUGGAGCUAAGAAGCCAAAAGAGGAGAGCAUGAUCCAAACUGCUGACUCGUUGAGACGAUUUCCCUGCAUCAGCCUGCAUCCGUUGACACGCGUCGAAACGCCGCUCAUGGCUUUCGUUUCGCCGAUCAUUGUGCCGGAAGAGUGGAGCUUUCCAGCGAAGCUUCUGGAGUGGGUUCAUUGCCUCUCCUUUGAGAUCACACAGCGCCAGGCACGUACAGGCCUGAUUCCCUAUGACGGCUGGAAGGACCCCGAGUAUGUCCUUGCCCGACGAAAGGGAGCACCCCAGGAUCACUCAGUCUUGCUUUGCUCGCUUCUACUGGGCUGCAAAGAGGAUGCCUAUGUUGUGAAAGGCACGGUCUAUUCAAAAGAUCCUGUGGCAACCAUCGACAAGGCAGACCAACUCAUCGAGCACACCUGGGUCAUGACGCGUCACAAAGGAUGGGUAACCUUCUGGGAGCCGUCCAGCCGUCAGAUCUUCCACCUUCCGAAUCGAUACGACCCUAAGAAAGCCAGGAGAAGAAAAACCGAGCCCUUGGGGAAGGAAGAGGACAAAGAGGAGGACGAGGAGGAGGAGGAGGAGCAAGAUGAAGAUGCAAAUCUGGAGAAGCAGCAGUGGGAAGGAGAAGCUGAAGAUUCACGAGUUCAUUUGGAAGACAUGGAAAGCCUGCCAACUGUUGGGCGGAUGCCGAAGCCGAAGAUGCGUUCCGAGAAAGGCAAGAAGAAGGACGAGGAACCUGGUCGUGAAAGGCUCAAGCGCGAGCUCAUCGAGCAACGCGAGGGCCUCUCCAUUGCUCCAAAGCGGAAGAUGCUGCAGGAUGAUGCGCUGGUGACAUGGCUACCCUAUGACUCAAUUGAGGUCGUUUUCAAUGACAAGAAUGCUUGGGCAAAUCGCCAAAACCACCACCCAGCUUGUAUUACAUAUGAUUUUGACGAAACAGAUGCAGAAAGUCCCCCAUGGGAAUGCUUCCUCAAUGAUGAUGAUGAGAAGAAUCUGAACUUCCAGCCGAUCUGCCCGAAUGUGUCAGUUCAGCCUGAGCUGCGGCCAUCCAUAAUUGAUGAUCUGCAGGAUGACUUGCGCACCGAGAUGAUGCAGAAUCUGCAGCUUUACAGGGGCAAGAAGGGCAUGGACACCAUGUUUGACCACAACGAGGAGUUAAUGCAGCAACUCCGAAUCUUCCUGGAGAUCCACGAACUUUGGAGACAAAUCGAUCCAGACAGUCCUACUGCUUCCAGGGUGCUCGAGGGAUAUCGUGAGAUUCCAUCCGACAUGCCCCGGGAGCAGAUGAGUGACCAGCAGAAGUUUUACAACUUUGUUGGUCGAAUUCUAAACCUCCGGAUUUGGAAUCGUCAUGGGUCUCCUUUCUUCGACAGUGGCUACAAGGACUACGUCAAGGAGCAGGAACGCUUGUGGAAGUCACUCGAACGACUGUGUCACGACUUUCAGAAGAAGGAGGACAGUUUUCCAAUCAAGCGAGGGAAGAAGUUCAGGGGCCUUCCAGUGCAUUUUUGCACAUCCGAUCAAGAAAGUAUUCGACAAUACCUCAUGGAAAUCACCGAGUACAAGCAUAUCAUUGAUACUGAUGAGGAGGAUGUCUUCUACACCAUCGAGUGCAGAAUUCUCGGUCGUCUGGGUGGGAUCCUGUCGGUUUGGCUUUAUGUCGGCAUCCAGGAGCCCCAACGAGAGACAGAUUUCGAUGAGGACUUGUGA
This is a messenger RNA of Symbiodinium natans, 3555 nucleotides long. The record is from the annotation of a GenBank genome assembly. NCBI's taxonomy places the organism in Eukaryota, Dinophyceae, Suessiales, Symbiodiniaceae.